Schistocerca americana (American grasshopper) is the source of this 735-nucleotide messenger RNA. Its product is annotated as serine protease 44-like. The record is from RefSeq and is a predicted model, not a curated record. Gene Ontology annotation, molecular function: serine-type endopeptidase activity. Lineage: Eukaryota; Metazoa; Arthropoda; Insecta; Orthoptera; Acrididae. The transcript is spliced from 5 exons. Gene Ontology annotation, biological process: proteolysis. The coding region runs from base 1 to 735 and encodes 244 amino acids.
AUGGCAGUGCGCGCCCUCUACUUGCUGGUAUCUGCGCUGUUGGUUGUUACGGUGAAGACGAGUAUUAUCAGACGGGACGCGUGGAGCCCACCCAGAGAGGGGAGUGUUCGAAUCACGGGCGGACAUCCGGCUGGGGUGGGCCAGUACCCGUACCAGGCCCUCAUCGUCUCCGACGAUGUCGAGAUGUGGGGCGGCUCGCUCAUCACCAGGAAGGCGGUCCUCACCUCCUCGGGGUGCACCAUCGGGCGCCAGAAAUUCGUCGUCCGCCUGGGAGGCAUUCAUCGGACUGAGACGGAGAGCACCGCCUGGAUCGUGGAGUCCAGCUGGGCCCUGACGCACCCGGACUUCAGCAUGUUCGCCUACUACAGCCACAGCGUGGCUGUCGUGUAUCUGCCCGAGGAAGCUCCUCUGAACAGUUUCAUCGGCCUCGUGGCGCUACCUUCACCUCUCGAGGUCAACGACACCUUCGUGGGAGAAAACGCGAUCAUCGCCGGCUGGGGAUGGCCUUCUCAAAACGUGGCCAGAGCACAGCCAAGAGCUAAAACGUUGCAGCAGAGCUGGAUGAUUGUGGUCGUAGGCCUGGCAGUUGUGGGCCAUAUGUUCUGUGGUGUCAACGUCAGGCUAGUAAACAUGACUCCACGCUAUUGUCUUUUUUCUGCACAUCCGUCAAUGUGCAUUGUAGAGGAGUUCCAGUAUGACAGGCUGGAGCGUAGGUGCAAUCACAACUCGCGUUAA